Molecule: messenger RNA, 3487 nt
Organism: Chelonus insularis
Lineage: Eukaryota; Metazoa; Arthropoda; Insecta; Hymenoptera; Braconidae
Product: facilitated trehalose transporter Tret1-like
Exons: 3
Coding region: 1246-2862 (538 amino acids)
Biological process (GO): carbohydrate transport; transmembrane transport
Cellular component (GO): membrane
Molecular function (GO): sugar transmembrane transporter activity
Source: RefSeq, a predicted model, not a curated record
UCAAAGUGAAAUAUAUAACUUACUAACACAGAAUUUCUUGAUUACAGAAAAUGAUUAAGUCAUCUACAUGUCAGAGUAUUAGUAAAAUAAUAAGUAAAGGAAAACCAUCAUAAAUAAACUGUCGCCGCGCAGUCUAGCCCUCAAUACAGCCAAUCAAUUUCAAUCUAUUACUCAAGUUAUUAUUCAAUAUUGCAAUUUAUGAAUGAGAUAACGAUGCAUAGAUGCGAAAAUAUUUCUUGAAAUAUUUAACAACAUUGGAGGGGAACUAAGUGAAACUAGGAGGAUGAUGAUAUUCAGAGCAAAAUUAUGACAUGAGUUCGAAGAUUGGAGCAUCAGUUACCAGUUGUCUAUGAAGUUUAUUAUCACAAUGUACUUAAAAAGAAUCUAAUCAGACGUAAUACCUGUCGAUAAAUUUUCUAAUUAUUUUUUAUUAAUUAAUCCUUGUUUAUUAUCUCUGAUUAUAUGAGUUAUCAGCUAUUAAAAUCGUGUUAAAAAUUAAAUCUGCUAUUAGAUAAUGAUAAGUCCAUUUUAUACUUCUCAUGAUGAAUACAAAUUUCAUAGAAUCUUAUUUUAAUCUUCGGAAAAUUUUUUUCCCUCGAAUCAAAUGAAUAUAAAUCUAAUAAUACUGUGCUGAUAAGGAGAUUACAGUGUUAAGUGUGUUAUGAUUGUUAUGAGAAUAAAUAAUAAAUAAAGUGGUUAAAUUUAAAUGAAUUAUUCGAUGGAUGUUCAAUAAGUGCGCUAUCUAAAGGUGAAAGCUUGAAGUUGGCAACGCCGAAACAGUUGAAAUUCCCCCUCUACUCUAGGACUUUUAUCAUCUUUCUUCUUGCUAGAGGCAAAAUACGUGCGUUUAUGUAUAAAACUCAUGAGUUGCCAAGACACGAAACAUUCGUAUCGUAACGUGCAAACGUAUCUUUCAACGUCAAAUUCAACAAAAAAUAUCACUUUUUAUUAAAUUUAAAAACAUUGACGUAAUAAAAAAAAAAUAUAUAUAUCAUUACUUAAGUUUUUGUCUUGUAUUUCAAAAUAAAGUGAACGUAUUUACAAAUGAAUCGUGGCAAAAGGAAGAAAUUGUUUGUUCAAGUUUUUAAAAAUUAUUUGUUAUUAUUUAUUUUUUAAUGACAAUAAUAAAAUAAUGAUAACAAUAAGAAUCAUUUUUAUAGUGUAAUUAAAUUAUAAUAAUAAAUUAUUUAUUAAAUAAAAAAAAACGUUUACAAAUUUAUUGCGUUUGAUUCAUAGAUUAACAAAAUGGAAUUAAACAAGACUACUGAUGAAAAGGAAAAAGAAGCCUUGGUCAAUGACAGCUUACUCAAGCCAAAAGUUCAACAGUUUUCUACAUCUAUAUCGUUUGAAAAACCAAAUUUAGCUUCAAACGGCCAUGUAAUAGACCCUGAAAAUCCACAUUUAUCUCAUGGAAGUGCCGUGAGACAAGUAUUAGCUGCGUUUGUAGCCCAACUAGGAACGAUAAAUACUGGAAUGACAUUUGGAUUUUCUGCCAUUGCUAUUCCACAACUCAGGGAUGCUAACAGUACAAUAAGUAUUGAUGAAGUACAAGAAUCAUGGAUUGCCAGCAUGUCAUCAAUUGGAACACCAAUAGGUUGUUUAUUAUCUGGCUACAUGAUGGAUCAACUUGGGAGAAAGCGAUCUCUUAUAAUAACUGAAAUCCCAGGAUUACUAGGAUGGCUUUUGAUAACAUUUGCAUUAAAUGUUGAUAUGCUUUAUGCGGGACGAUUUUUCGUGGGCUUGGCAUCAGGUAUGGUUGGUGCACCAGCUCGUGUUUAUACUAGCGAAGUGACGCAACCUCAUCUCCGCGGUAUGCUGACAGCAUUAUCGAGUGUAGGAGUAAGCACAGGUGUUUUACUAGAAUAUGCAUUAGGAAGCAUAGUCUCUUGGAAAAUAUGUGCAGCAAUAAGUGGGCUGAUACCUUUUACGGCUUUGAUUUUAAUGUUCAUUUUUCCAGAAACUCCAUCUUAUUUAAUAUCUAGAAAUAAGCCAGAAAAAGCUCGAAAAGCUUUGGAACACUUUCGAGGAAGCUCAUAUAACCUUGAUAAAGAAAUGGAUACCCUCAUAAAUUUUUCAAAUAAAAAUAACCUCAAGAGACUGACGAAACCUCGCGAAAUCAUAAUUGCAUUACUUCAGCCAAAUGCACUAAAACCAUUUACAUUGCUAUUUUUCUACUUCCUCAUCUACCAGUGGUCAGGAACGAAUGCUGUUACGUUCUAUGCUGUGGAUAUUUUCCAACAAUCCGGUGCCACAAUGAAUAAAUACUUAGCAACAACAAUUUUAGGCAUAGUUAGACUGUUAUCAACUAUUUUAGCUUGUGUUUUAUGCAGAAAAUGUGGUAGAAGGCCACUUACAAUGAUUUCCUCACUUGGAUGUGGACUUUCCAUGUUAGGAUUAGGCGGUUACAUGUGGAUGAAUGUUUACUGGAAAGCCAAUAAUAUUCUACCGUCCUGGACAUGGAUUCCAGUUCUCUGUAUCUUUUCCUACACAAUUGCAUGUACUAUUGGUUUUCUUGUAAUCCCCUGGGUUAUGAUUGGUGAAGUGUAUCCAGUUCAAGUGCGUGGAAUUAUUGGUGGUCUUACCACGAUGUCAGCACAUGGUUUUAUAUUUAUGGUAGUCAAGACCUUCCCAUUUUUAAGAGCUACACUGACUGAACAUGGAACAUUUUUACUGUAUGGAUUUAUUUCAUUCUUUGGAACAUUUUAUUUUUAUAUUUGUCUGCCUGAAACGAAGAAUAGAACUCUUCAAGAAAUUGAGGAUUAUUUUUCGGGUAGAAAUUCAUCUUUAAAAACAGGAAAAUUGUUUUGUAUUGGGAAAACUCAAAAUUUAGAAAAUAAAAAAGCAGAAACAUUACCUAAAUAAAUUUUAUAUCAAAGAUUAUUGUGAUAUAAGUGUGCUGACGAAGACUUUUGCGGUGCUACUUUUAAGACUUUUUUUUAAAUAUACAUUGAGUAUUUUAAUAUAAAAAAUGUAGACUUAAAAAAGAAAAAAAAAUGGUACAAUAAAUUAAUUUUCUUCCUUGAUAAAUAUCUCCUCAUAUUCUUUGUAAGUAAUUUUGUUAAAGGUAAAAGAGAUAUCAUGAAGAAUGAUUUGAACCAUUUAAAACAAAUAAAUAUUGUUAUCAUAUUAUCAUGUUUCUAGAACAUAGUAAAAAUUUGUUGUUAAAAAAUGUGUUCUUCCAAGUUUUUAAUAGGUAUUUAAAGAUUGUAAUAUUAUUGUUAGAUGUAAUAUAAAAUAAGUUAAAUCAGUAAUUAUUUUUUACACAAAACAAUGGUAAAUUAAGAUUGUACGUACACGAAAAAAACGAAAUUGUAAAUAUUAAUGAUAUCACUUACAAAGUCGCUUUUUUCUGUAUAUAUAAGUACUUGAAAGGCAUAAUUUUUGUUAUGCCUUAUUAUUCAUAAAUGCCUCAAAUUGUGCACAAUGCGUACGUAAUCUCUUUUUCAAUAAUUAAAGUUGCUAACUAACGUGCCAAUUACUAUAUUAA